Tuber aestivum (summer truffle) is the source of this 1048-nucleotide messenger RNA. The record is from the annotation of a GenBank genome assembly. Lineage: Eukaryota; Fungi; Ascomycota; Pezizomycetes; Pezizales; Tuberaceae.
AUGGCACCAAAAGCUGCUGAAAAGAAGCCCACCACCGCCGGAAAGGCCCCUGCUGGAAAGGCCCCUGAGAAGAAGGUUUGUUUUCUCACCCCAUUUCCUCGCUUAACUUGUCCGGCCUUCGAAAGUGAAGGUUUUUUUUCCUUUUCGGUUUUUUUUUUGGAUUUUAAAAUCCGCUCUUUCUUCCUGAAUUAUAUGCGAUUGAUCUUUGGAUUGAUGGAUCUUUAACACUGAGUCUUGACAGGAGGCUGGAAAGAAGACCGCUGCCGCCAGUGGUGAGAAGAAGAAGCGCACCAAGACCAGAAAGGAGACUUACUCCUCGUACAUUUACAAGGGUUUGUCACACCCGGACUUUUCCGAUUUCGAUUUUGAGUCAUUUUAACUAACGUGAUUCAAAAUGCAGUCUUGAAGCAGGUCCACCCUGAUACCGGUAUCUCCAACCGUGCUAUGUCCAUCCUCAACUCGUUCGUCAAUGGUUAGUCCCCCCUUGUUUUUCCCCUCUAGAUCCAAUUCCGAUUCUGACUUCAAUAGAUAUCUUCGAACGUGUUGCUACUGAGGCCUCCAAGCUUGCCGCGUAUAACAAGAAGUCUACCAUCUCUUCCCGCGAGAUUCAGACUUCGGUUCGCUUGAUCCUCCCCGGUGAACUUGCCAAACAUGCCGUCUCUGAGGGUACCAAGGCUGUUACCAAGUACUCUUCCUCCACCAAAUAAAUUGUUCAACUAGGCAUUUAUCAAAAAUGGGAAACCUUUUUACUUCUGGGCUUAUCCUUUCAAUUCUUUUUUUCACUUACAUCUGUCGCGGGGGUAUGCGGGAAAGAGAUUUGAGACAUUAGGAGCGGCUCUCUGUUUUCUUGUCUAAUUAUACUUUUUUUUUUCUCAAAGUGGGGUCUUUGGCAAUCGGUUCUCUUAUAUCUUUUCGGGGGCAUGUUUUGUCUUCAAUGGUUUUGUUUUUUCGGGGUCAUGCGUUCUGUACAUUAACGAAAUGCCGGUUACUGGGUUCUUCUGAGGUAUGCUUUGUGCCCCUAUGAAAUCUCCGAUUACCACUUUGUAUC